Messenger RNA from Microtus ochrogaster (prairie vole), 1288 nucleotides. It is a transcript of the gene Bcap31, whose product is annotated as B cell receptor associated protein 31. Gene Ontology annotation, cellular component: endoplasmic reticulum; endoplasmic reticulum membrane. The record is from RefSeq and is a predicted model, not a curated record. Lineage: Eukaryota; Metazoa; Chordata; Mammalia; Rodentia; Cricetidae. Gene Ontology annotation, biological process: intracellular protein transport; endoplasmic reticulum to Golgi vesicle-mediated transport.
CUAAGGGGCGGGCCGAAGCGGUGGUGAGAGUUUGGUAGUGGCGGUAGGGUGUACUCCUUGUCUGAAACUCGGUCUAAAGAGUCCGUUGGACUCCCCCUCCCCCGAAAGGAAUCAUCAACAAAGGAGACAAACGCCCAUCUCUCUGUUGGAAACCUUUAAGUCACAGGAUGAGUCUACAGUGGACUGCAGUUGCCACCUUCCUCUACGCAGAGGUCUUUGCUGUGUUGCUUCUCUGUAUUCCCUUCAUUUCCCCCAAAAGAUGGCAGAAGAUUUUCAAAUCCCGGCUGGUCGAGCUGGUAGUGACCUAUGGCAACACCUUCUUUGUGGUUCUCAUCGUCAUCCUUGUGCUGUUGGUCAUUGAUGCUGCACGUGAGAUCCGGAAAUAUGAUGAUGUGACAGAAAAGGUGAACCUCCAGAACAAUCCAGGUGCCAUGGAGCACUUCCACAUGAAGCUUUUCCGUGCUCAGAGGAAUCUCUAUAUUGCUGGCUUUUCCUUGCUGCUGUCCUUCUUACUUAGACGCCUGGUAACUCUCAUCUCCCAGCAGGCCACACUGCUGGCCUCCAAUGAAGCCUUUAAAAAGCAAGCAGAAAGUGCCAGUGAGGCGGCCAAGAAAUACAUGGAGGAGAAUGACCAGCUAAAGAAGGGAGCUGCCGAAGACGGAGGCAAGUUGGAUGUUGAGAGUGCUGAGGUGAAGUUAGAGGAGAACAAGAGCCUGAAGAAUGACUUGAAGAAGCUAAAAGAUGAGCUGGCCAACAGCAAGAAAAAGCUAGAGAAAGCUGAAAAUGAGGCUCUGGCCAUGCAGAAGCAGUCUGAGGGUCUUACCAAGGAGUACGACCGUCUGCUGGAAGAGCACGCCAAGCUACAGGCCUUAGUACGUGGUCCCUCGGACAAGAAGGAGGAGUAAAGGCUUGUUUCUCCCCCUCCCUGCAACUGGCUUCCUCCUGAUCCGUGCUCACUGUUUACUACUGAGAGCUUACCCUCUCCCUCUGGUACUUGGGUUUAUCCCCUUCUACUUCCCCAGUUUUUUUCCACAGCUUACAGAUCAUUAUUUUGACUCCUUUACACAUACCUGCCAUCAAACCAAAAGGGACCUGAUUUUGUUGCUCAUUUGGAGUAAUUUGCCAUGGUCCUGCCUGGCCAAGGCACUUUCCAGUCCUAGAAGUGUAGAAGAGCACUUGUGACCUGGCCUGCAGUUGAGCCCCAUUUAUUUUGCUGUAUGUCCUUAAGGUGGUUGUGAGGCAGGUCAACUGUUUUAUCCUGAGGACAAUAAAUGUUGUUAGGUUACAA